AAAAAGAAGUAGGAAAUUAAUAAUGUUUCACAGUUAUUUUUCAGUUUUCAAUUUGAUCUCGUUAUUAAUUUUGUUUGUAAUAUAAUCAUUUUAUUGAAUAAUUGUAUACCAGUUUCUGUUUUCACUUGAUCGAAAUCAUUUUUCCUUUGCCGUCUUAGUUCGAAAUAUGUUGAAAACAGUGCGUACAUUUUGACAACAUUUUAGAAAGGCAUUAGUAAACUAGCAUUAUAAAUUUCCAUAUUUUGUGUCAGUAUACAAUGUAUACCGGUCAAACUGUUUAAGAGUUAUGAGUCAUUUGUUAUAAGAUUUACAUUUCAAAUGUUGAAAGUCAUACAGAUGGGCAUUCAAGCUUUCAUGGUGUUAGCCUCGAAGGUGUGGGCCUGCAUAUGCUUCCUAAUAAAACGACAAAUUAAAACUGUUCGUCAAUAUCAACCUGUAAAAUAUGGAGUAUUUCCUUUAUUACCAUUAUCCAGACAUAGAAUAAGUAUGUUAAAAGUUAUUUAUACAAAAUUAAAGGUUGUUACGGCAAGUAAAAUAUAUUUAUCUUACAUAGGUAUGGUAAAACGGAAAGUUUUGGUGCUAGAUUUAGAUGAGACAUUAAUACAUUCACACCAUGAAGGUGUCCUACGUCAUCCGUCCAAACCAGAAAUGCCACCAGAUUUUAUUUUAAAAGUUACCAUUGAGCGGCAUCCAGUAAGAUUUUAUGUUCAUAAGAGGCCGCAUGUUGAUUUUUUCUUAGAUGUUGUCUCUAAGUGGUAUGAGCUGGUAGUCUUUACAGCUAGUAUGCAAAUUUAUGGUGCUGCAGUCGCUGAUAAAUUAGACAAUCGAAGGGGUAUAUUAAGAAGACGAUUCUAUAGACAACAUUGCACGCCUGAAAUGGGCUCUUAUACUAAAGAUUUGACAUCAGUUUCAAGUGAUUUAUCGAGGGUCUUUAUACUUGAUAAUUCACCAGCAGCAUACAGAGCAUUUCCUGACAAUGCAAUACCAAUUAAAUCAUGGUUUUCAGAUACUUCAGAUACAGCAUUAUUGAACCUCUUGCCAAUGUUGGAUGCAUUACGGUUUACAGAUGAUGUACGUAGUGUAUUAAGUAGAAAUUUACACAAUCAUAAUUUAUGGCAAUGAUAUGUUCAAUAAAACCUGUUGAAUUUCUUAUUAAAUAAUAUUUUUGACUAUUUCAAUAAUAUAAUGAGAAUAUACUAACUAACUUAACUGACUUAAAGCGCAAAUAUUUAAUUUAUAUUAGUAUAAAACUUAAUAAAUAAAUAAAAAGGUGAUACCUUCUAUUUCAACAGCAAUACAUUAAUGUUCAUUUAUUUCUUUUAUGUCCAUGUGUUGUGAAUUAUUAUUUAUAUAAUUUAGAACAUAUUUCAUUGAGUCAAUAGACUGGUCAAGUUUAUACUGAUUAUUAUUGUGUUUUUAUUUUUACUUGGUGAAUAAACAUAAUGUAUCUAUUGUAAGGUUCUAGUCGCUGUUAUCUGUAAUUUGUACUCUACAAUACUAAUUAUAAUAAGUAAAGGAAAGUAUACAGCAUUAUAAGUACUGAGUUGUAUGGUACCUAUAAUUAAUUCAUUUAAAUUGUUCACUAAUAUAAAAAUGCAUAAACUAUAAUCAUUAAUGUGAAAUAUGUAUUCAAUUUAUUUUAAUCAAAAUUAUAGAGAACAUUCUAAUUUCCACAAUAUUUAUUGCAAAUUAUUGUUGAUUACAUUGGUUAAUUUCUCGAAUUCUGAUGCAUAUCUUUUAGUAUUAUAAUGAAAA
Messenger RNA from Metopolophium dirhodum (rose-grain aphid), 1755 nucleotides. Its product is annotated as CTD nuclear envelope phosphatase 1 homolog. The transcript is spliced from 5 exons. Gene Ontology annotation, molecular function: protein serine/threonine phosphatase activity. Lineage: Eukaryota; Metazoa; Arthropoda; Insecta; Hemiptera; Aphididae. The record is from RefSeq and is a predicted model, not a curated record. Bases 319 to 1122 code for a protein of 267 amino acids.